CGACUGUGGAAAAGUGAGCGUGGGCUCAGAACAGUAAUAUUUGCCUCUCCUCGAUUGCAAGAUUGCAAACUGAGCUUUGGUUCGUGUUCAGAACCUCACCAUUUGACACAGUCAUUGGAAUUACCUGAAGGUCCAUAUCAAAGUCAGCAUGCCUUGGCGUAAUCUCGGAUAUGAAGUAUACAAAAAAGAGAUGGGAGAGGAAAUGUUCAAAAAGAAGAUAGAGGAAUUCGAAAAGCCUCUUGCUCCACCUGGUUUUUUCUCCCAAAGCAAAAUCGCAUACGAUACCACCAAACUCAAGUUACUCUUCGGCACGAAGGUGUUAAUCAAGGGACAGCGGGGCACACAUCCCAUUGGAGUUGGAGCCGAGGGAAUCGCAACUAUUGUCUCUAAUCCAAAGAUUCCACCGUGCGAGUUUUUCACACCGGGACGUUCUUACCCAGUCUGCCUCCGUCAUUCGACCAUACAGUCCGUGGAUGACGUAUUGAUUGACUUCUGUGGCGGGUCUAUAAGAUUUGCCAGAAGUGAUGAUAUGGAAAGUCCUUGCGAUAUUGUUAUGGGGACUGGAGAGACAACACCGUUGUGGAGCGCUCAGGCCAUUUUUGAUGCAGUGAAAGCCAAGAUUUCAAAAGAUUUGAAAACUUAUUUGCUGAUAGGACCUGACCACCUAAAAGCCAACAUUGGGGGCUUGCGCCAGAAGCCUGAAUCAUUUUACGACCAGCGUUACUACUCAGAGGUGGUUUUCGAAUUCAAAGCGUUCGAUGGUGUUAAGCGUUACGUCAGAUUCCGUAUGAUGCCCGCUGAUGGGCGGCCAGAAACAGGCUUAUUGUCUGAGGAAGUCCAGCAGCAUCCAUGGAUAAAUGAAAGGUCACCCGAUGAGACCUUACCAAUGGACUAUCUCAAGCGUGAGUACAGAGAGAGAAUUUCCAAGGGACCACUCGACUAUAAACUACAGCUGCAGCUCCAUGAACCUAAGGACGGUGAUGUGCCAUGGAUACUUCAUGUCGGGAGGGAAUGGGACGAGGAAACGCACCCAUGGUUAGAUUUGGCUGACAUCAAAGUGACGUCAUUACUGUCUCCAACCGCAACGGAACGUCUGAAGUUUAUAUAUCUAAACCUUCCAGCGUCAAUUGGUCUUUUGCCAGCCGUAUCUGUUGAUGAUCCUAAUGUUGUUCUUCACAUUCGUAAUGAAGUGUACGUCUGGUCUCAGAAGCUACGGAAAAACAGAUCAAAUAAGCUUGUCCCAGAGCACCUCGCGUCCUAUCUUAUCCGUGUGGAAACUGGAUCUCAGUCUGGAGCAGGGACGGACGCCUCCAUUUCUAUUUCGUUGACAGGUACUAAAGGAAAGACAGAUCGUAUGAAGUUGGAUAACUGGGGCAAUGACUUUGAGAGAGGAGAAGUUGACGAGUAUAUGGUAGAAGCGAUGGAUGUUGGCAAAGUUCUAAUGGUGCAUCUUCAUAACGACCAAGGUGGCUGGUGGUACAAAAAUGCUGAUUGGUUCGUCAACAAAAUUGCGGUGAUAAGUUCCACUCAGGAUGAACCAUUUGAGUUUCCAUGUUAUCGCUGGGUGCUAUCGGAUUUGGUAGUAUUUGAAGGAAGAGCUAUUCUUCCAUUUAAAGAGCAGCCAGAUGCCCUCAAAAGUCAGAGAACUCUUGAAGUGAGAAAUCGCCAGGAGCUUUACAAGUGGGGAAAUAAGGAAGAGUACAAGUAUCUUCCUGGGUAUCUUCAAGCUGAGACACACGCCGAUAUCCCAAGAGAUUCACAGUUUUCCGACGAGGCCAGGGGUACCUUAAAGGAUAACCAGCGCAAAGCGGCUGUCGACCUCGGUCUUACCUAUCUGACUUCUCUUUUCGAUAGCUGGGAUAAUUUUGAUGAUUUUGAGAAGAUCCUUCACAGAGCGUGUGCUGGUAGCGUACCAAAGAUCGUCGAGAAUGACCGAUGGAAGACCGACAAGGUAUUCGGGUCAAUGUUCUUAAACGGCGUUAAUCCGAACGUUAUCCGACGUUGUGAGAAGUUACCGAGUAAUUUCCCAGUCACUGAAGAAAUGGUGAAGACACUUUUGGAUCGAGGAAAGACACUGCAAGAAGAGAUGGAGGCAGGUCAUGUGUACAUUGUUGAUUACAAGGUGCUUGAAGGAAUUCCUGAAAAAAAGGGAAAUCACUCGGCCCAACCUUUAGGGCUGCUUUAUGUCGAUAAUUCAGGUGACUUGGUGCCCAUCGCCAUUCAGUUACUACAGCAACCAGGCGACACCAAUCCAAUAUGGACUCCAAGUGAUUUACAAUAUGAUUGGCUGUUGGCAAAGAUGUGGCUUCGUUACGCUGACAAUACGAUUCAGCAGAGACUCACUCAUCUUCUCGAAACCCACUUGGUAAUGGAAGCCUUUGCAAUGGCAGUCUGGCGCCAGUUACCCUCAAUUCAUCCUGUAUUUCAACUCUUAUUCCCACACCUUCGCUCCGUGAUGGCGAUCAACAAGCUUAUCAAAGAUUCUGCUUUAGCAGAGAAUGAACCUUCCAAACAAUUGCUGAAGAAAAGUUACCAGACGUUCAAGAUGAGCAUGCUUUCCCCACCCAAAGCGCUUAAAGAGAGAGGUUUGGAUGAUCCAGAUAAAUUGCCCAAGUUUUAUUACAGGGAUGAUGCGCUCCUUUUAUGGUCAGCCCUCACAACUUUCGUCAGAGACAUCAUCACCCUUUACUACAAGUCAGAUGAUGAUGUUACUAAGGACGUGGAGCUUCAAGCAUGGAUUAAAGAUUUACAUGACAACGGCCUCCCUGUGAGAGAGGGUGACGAGGACCAUGAGGUUCUGAGUGCCUUGCAAACACGUGACCAACUUAUCGACCUACUCACAAGCGUGGUCUUCACGUGCUCGUGUCAGCAUGCAGCGGUAAACUUUGGUCUUUUGGAUGUGUCAGGCUUUAUUCCCUUCACUCCCUCCGUGAUGCGUAAGCCACCUCCUACUAAGAAAAACCAGACGUCUCUAAAGACCAUUCUUGACACACUGCCAAGCAAGAGUGAGUCCCUUAAACAAGUAGCGUUACUUUACGUGUUGACGCGAUAUGCCGAGGAUGAGCGUUUUAUUGGCGACAUUACACACAGCCUUUUGACUGGUGACGAGGAAGAUGCUGCAAUGAGUCGCUUCCAGACCGUUUUACAAGAAAUCUCGGAUUCCAUCAAGGCCCGCAAUGAGUCUUUGGAAUUGCCUUACACCUUUCUGUUGCCCGAACGAAUUCCCGAUAGUAUUGGCGUCUAAGGCGCUGACAAUAUUUGAGGAUUUUUUUCUUAAAAAUAUCACACAGCGAUUUUUGUGUCGUUCAGCACGUGUCGUGCUGCAGAAUGUUUGACUUUUUCGUAAUGCACACCUUAAAACCAUAACUUAGCUCUCCUUAAAGGUGGAGAGGGUUUGUAGCAGUAAAAGAAUAUCUUUGGUAUGGCAGAGACAAUCAGCUUAUUAUUCGUUCAAUUUUGUAGUGUAGUUCUGUGCGUGAUCUCAGAAUAGAAGUUGUUUUGUAAAACUAAAACAGUCACAUUUUGUAAGGUUCCUCUUUUGAGAGGAGCGUUAGAAGUAGUAGUUGUCUUCUAUUACAAUCGCCAUGUCCCAGUCAUCCAUCAUUCAAAUUUUUCAGGUAACUUGUUUUUUACCAUUUAACUUUCAUCAGUGAACAAGACAGAAUUUCUCCUUGCAAUGUCAGUACAAUAUCAAAUGAGGAGAAUAAAGAAAAAUUUCAGUUAGGAGAUUAUAAGUUGAUCAGAACCAAAUUCUUCAAACUAACAACUAACACAAGAACUGUACAGGAGACAGUAAGGAGAAUAACUAAUGAGAUCUUGGGAGUUAAAGGGUUAACCUCAAGUUAAUUUCAAGUUUUAUCCUGGUUUGAGCUCUUUUUCCCAAGACAGAGGUCUUUAUUUUAAGGUAUAGUGCAGUGGGAAUUUAUGAAAGGAAGUUAUGGCGGUGGCAUUUGUGAAGACCUAAAUCAGCUCGUGACUUUCCAAAUUUAAUCCACCGUAAUCUGCCUUAUGUAAGACAAUCAGCUAUGUUACAGCUAUUUUCAAUGGAUUACUCAGAGAUGUGAAUUAUUGGAAAAUUCUCGCGUCUGUUUGCUUCGGUGUAAUCU
Molecule: messenger RNA, 4106 nt
Organism: Pocillopora verrucosa
Lineage: Eukaryota; Metazoa; Cnidaria; Anthozoa; Scleractinia; Pocilloporidae
Product: allene oxide synthase-lipoxygenase protein-like
Biological process (GO): lipid oxidation
Molecular function (GO): iron ion binding; heme binding; oxidoreductase activity, acting on single donors with incorporation of molecular oxygen, incorporation of two atoms of oxygen
Source: RefSeq, a predicted model, not a curated record